Pristis pectinata (smalltooth sawfish) is the source of this 2061-nucleotide messenger RNA. It is a transcript of the gene arl6ip4, whose product is annotated as ADP-ribosylation factor-like 6 interacting protein 4. The transcript has 5 exons. NCBI's taxonomy places the organism in Eukaryota, Metazoa, Chordata, Chondrichthyes, Rhinopristiformes, Pristidae. The coding region runs from base 24 to 500 and encodes 158 amino acids. The record is from RefSeq and is a predicted model, not a curated record.
GUGGAGCCGCCCCCUGCCCGGGGAUGGACGGUGAGGCCGCCGACCGGGGGGAGGUGCGGCCGGUGGCUCCGGACCAGAGGAAGCGCAGCCGGUCGCCCUCGUCGCGCAGCCAGUCCGGCGACAGGAGGAGGAGCCACAGCGCGAAGAGAAGGAAAGAGAAGCGCAGAAGGAGAAAGAAAAAGUCUAAGAAGCGGAGGAAGGAGCCAAAGGCGGCGAAGAGUCAGCGAGGCGGAGCCGCGAGUGAGGGAGCGGCGGGGCCUCCGGAGCGGUCGAGCGAGCGGCCCGCCCAUCCCGGGGCAGUUGUUACAGAUGAGCAGAAAGCUCGAAUUCAGGCCAUGCGACCUAUGACGAAGGAGGAGUGGGAAGCCAGGCAGAGUGUCCUUCGACACGUUGUGGAUCCAGAGACCGGCAGGAAAAGGCUGAUUAAAGGUGAUGGUGAAGUUCUGGAAGAAAAUCGUCAGCCGAGAGAGACACAGAGAAAUAAACAAGCAUGCGACUAAGGGUGAUGGAUUCACUUUCCAGGUGAGAAUGGGCCUGACCAAAGGUGACAAGAGGUGAAAGUCUUUGGGAUGACUGGUUUCAAAUCAAUAUAUGCUGAUAAUUAGAACUUUAAAAACUAAUGAAAUACCAUUCUUAAAUAAUAAAUUGUACAGCAGUUGCAAUUUUGUUGUUUGUGUUGCAGAGUUUUGGCUUCCUCAUGCUGCUAUAAUUGGCCAGUGAAACAGGAUGCCCUGAUUGUUCAGUUUCACGGUGAAUUACAAAGCAUUAGUGAAUUGAGCAGAGGCAGCCACUUGAAUUAGUGCAAAUCAUCCAGUUUAGUCUCCCCUGAUAAUACAAGACAAUUAUAUUUAAAUACUUGAGAGGAAAAUUGGAGAUUUCCCUGCUACCUGCGGUGAGAGAGAUGAGAAAUGGACUCCUCCACAUGGAGGAGAUGUUUGGUAUCGGACAUGUCAGGCCCAGCUCACUGUCCUGUGUUUGAGGAUAAAAUCUAUUCCCAGUACAUCUGAUUAGGGUCUGGUCUCACAGUAAGGCUGGAUACCACCACAGUGGUGCAUCACUCUGAGCCGUGCCUGUCCAUUUGGGUUAUGUAAAAGAUAUUAUAAAGUGCCGUAAGAGUUCCUGGUCAAUAUCUACUGCUCACCUAAAACCAGAUCAACCAAUAAAAAAAUCUCAUGACACACAGCAAGAUCCGUGGGUGGUAUCUCAGGUGCCAUGGUUUCCCUUUGAAGUGACUUGGCAUUUCGCAAAGUGCUUAAGUGGGACUUUGCUGUCUGAGACUGGCUUCUUUCACAUCAGCAGAAAGCUGCAGAUCCUGCUUUAACCCUGCUGGUGUAACACUCCUGUGAUGUGAAGCAGUCAUUCAUUCUAUGAUCCUGGAAGGGAUAUGGACUCAACUGGAGACGAUGAAUGCAACAGUCUGUGAGCACCAGAUGUCACCUCCCUAGGAUUAGACAAAUUGAGGAUCCUUCCUAAAAAAUGCUUAUAAAAACAGAAAAUGCUGGAUCAUCUCAGCAGGUCAAGCAGCAUCUGCGGAAAGAAGCAGUUGUUAUGUUUUAGGUUGAAGACCCUUCAUCAGAACUGAGAAAGAGAAAAGCAGGUUCAUGUCAGUGGCAGAGAAGGUUGGGGGGGUGGGGGUCAGUUGGUGGAACAAGGGGAUUGUCUGGGAUGGGGGAAAUGAUGCUGUCACAUCACAGACAUUCCCUCGCCUCACCUUCUUUGACACUGAGACUAAUUUACUUUCUCCCUUCCUCAGUUCUGAUGAAAGGUCUUCAACCUGAAACACUGACUGUUUCUCUUUCCACAGAUGCUGCCUGCCCUGUUGAGGUUUUCCAGCAUUUUCUGCUUUUUAUUUCAGAUUUCCAGCACCUGCAGUUUUUUAAAAAAAAGUUUUAUUAUUGAAUUGGGAUUGGCACUGGACGAAAGUAGUGUUUUAACCCUAUCAUUAAUUAACCUCUCAUACUGUACAGUGUUCAAGGCAUUGAUGACCUUCAUGGAGAAUAUGUUGGUUAUCUUAAUUUGUACCAGGAUCUGAAGUAAUGAAUAAACUACAAAGUAAUACUG